AUGGCUGCCUUCCAGGGCCACGACACAACAGGUGAUGAACCCUUCGCGCCCGGCGACCAAGUGUACGCCGAAGACGGCGACGGCUGGCGCCUCGCCACGGUGCAAGGCCCAGCUGGCCCUAGCAUCACACUCGACGACGGCAGCGAAUGCGCAAUUGACGAGCUGCUGCGCUGCAACGAUAUUGAUGAAACCGACGUUGCCUCACUCCUCCAAAUCCACGAACCGGCAGUACUAAACUGCCUCGAAGGCCGCGACUACGCGUUCUGCGGCCCGAAUGUGAUCAUAGCGCGCGGCCACGCGCACCGGAAGAUGGCCGGCUUCGCGUCCAAUCCACAUCCGGAGCCCCACGUCUACGCGCUGGCCGAGCGCGCGUUCGUGGCACGAAGCAAGCCGCAAGUCGUCGUCGCGACGGGCGGCGCCGGCGCGGGCCGCACGCGCGCCUGCCGCGCCGUCGCUUCCUACUUAACCUGGCGCGGCGGCUUAUCAACCGAGAGCGAGCUUUAUAUGGAUAUAAGGCGCACGGAGGUCGCCGUCGCGGCGCUCGGCCACUGCCGGGCGGGAGCCCACGACCGGUCCUGCGUCGCCACGGCGACGCACUUCACGUUCGACGCGCGCGACGCGUUGAUCGGGGCGCGCACCGACGUCUUUCUGCUGGACGCGGCGCGCGCGGCCCGGCCGCCGGCUGACGGAGAAAGCAACUUCCGCGUGCUGCACGCGGCGGCGCGGCGGCGCGGCGCCCGUCACCACAUCCUCGGGCCCGAUGACAUAGCCGGAGGUGCGCCGACGGACGCGGCCGUCGCCGACUGUCUGGACGGGAUCGACGGCGCCUGGUCCGCGCUCGAGGCCGUCUGUCUCCUCGGCGACGGGAAUUUACCGGGAGCCCUCCGCGUCCUCGGCGUUUCGGAGGGCCUGGACGUCUCCCGCCGUACGCCGGACCAGCACUUCUCACGACAACUCUACGGCGGCCUCGUGGCUGCGAUCCUCGACGCGCGCAAUGCCAGAACGGCGGCGGCCGCCCGGGGCCGCGCCGUGUCCGUCGUCGACCCGCUCCCCUUUGACGCAUGCGGCGACCGGCGCGCGUUGGUGAUCAACGCCCUCGACGACGUCCUGGAAAAGCGCUUCAUGGAUACGGUCCGGGCGCCGUUCCGCACGCUCGUGGACGAGGGCGUCGCGCCGGGCCGGUUCGCUCGCGUGCCUUUGGUGGACGACCCGCCCUGCCGGGAACUGCUCGCGAGCGCGGAUCUACGCACGUGUGCCCGCUCGACGCACGUGUGCCAGUUGCCGCGCGUCGACGACGUCGAGAACACGUUCGCGGUGCGGCACUACGGCGGCGUCGUCACGUACGCGUUCGACGAGUGUGCGCGGCGGGAGACGUCCGACGCCUUCCGGGGGGCGCUGCGCCGGUCGACGAUCGAUUUUAUGAAGCGCGUCGGUGCGGCGACGCCCGAGGCGUCGCUGGCGGACGUCCUCGACGGCGCGGACUGCGCCUACGUGCGCUGCCUGCGGCCGUCGCGCCUCCGCGCCGACCUGCGGGCGGCGCGCGUCGUCUUCGCCGCGCGGGCCGCGGCGGCGGCACACCCGCGCCACGCCCUGAGCUUCGACGCGCUGGCCGGCGCCCUGUCCGAGGCGGCGCUCGCGGCCACGGAGGACGCGGCCCCGGAGCUCCUGGCGGCCUGCGUGCUCGCGGCGGUGGGCGUCGACGCCGAGUGGCUCCUCGGGAAGACGGCCGUGUUCUUCGGAAAUGCCGCGGCGGCGGCCGAGGCCCGGCAAAAGGUCGAGCGGGCCGCCGGCCACCUCGACGAGGCGGGAACGCGCAUCGUCGCCGUAUACGAGCGCAUGCGCGGGAGCGGCGCGGCCGCGGCGGCCGCGGCGGCCCACGCGGCCGAGGACGUGGUCCUCGCGCUCGGCGACGCGCUCGCGCGCGACGGACGCCGCCGCCGGAGACCCGCCGCCGCCAAGGCCCGGGCGCGCGCGCGCCGGUCGGCGGUCCUUGCCGAGGAGUGUGCCGUGGCCGCGUCGGCGGCCGCGUCGCGGGCGGCGGCCGCGGCGGCGCGCGGCCGCGACGCUGGGGAGGGCGCGGCGGCGGCCCGCGCCGCGGCGGCGCGCCACGCGGCGAGCUGCGCGGCGGACCUGGCCGCGGCGCGCGCGGCCGACGCGCUCUACGUCGACCCGGACGCGCUCGCGAUCGAGCUCGCCGCCGCGGGCCUGCGGAAGGCGCCGGCCCGGGACGACCCGCCGCCGGCGCCGGCCGGGCCGACGGCGCGCGCGCCGCCCCCGAAGGUCGGCUGGCUCCGCGUCGACGGCCGCCGGCGGUGGGCCGAGCUCCGCGACGCCGUGCUGACGCUGCGCGCGCGCCGCGACGACGCCGUCCCCGCGGACGCGCUCCGCCUCGACGCCGGCGCGCGCGCCGCGGCCGCCGGCGCCGGCCUCUCCGUGCGCGCGAGCGUCGGCCAGCCGCUGCGCCUCGCCGCGGCGGCGCCCGCCGACGCCGGAGCCUGGGUCGAUGCCAUCGCGGCGCACGCGGCCGCCUCGCGCCAAGCGGAGCGCGACGCGGAAGCGUUCCGGCGAAACGCCCCACCAGCGGACGACGACACGCGCUACUUCCAGGGCCGCGAGCCGCUCUUUCUCUACCGCGCGCCGAGCGACGCCGCGCCGGUCGUGAAGCGGCUGGCGCGGGACGCGUUCGUCGAGGCGCGGGCGACGGUCCUCGGCGAUUCCGCGAACUUCCUCCGGACGCCGGGGGGCCUCUGGGCCCGCGUCCCCGCGGAGGACGCCGUCGAAGUGGUCGAGGGGCGCCUCUUCCCGACGUCGGCGACCUACGUGCGGCGCCGCGGCGCCGCGGCGAGCCUCGUCGCGUCCUACCCGACGCGGCUCUUCGCCUCGGCCCACCUCCUCGAGGCGAGGACCAUCGAGGCGUCGGGCGUCUUCGCGACGGCCACCGACGAGUUCCUGCGCCUCGCGGACGGCUCCGGCUGGGUGCCGCUCGCCGACGAGGGCGGCGAGCGCGUCUUCUUCGCCGUGCCGCGGAGCUUGUAG
Pelagomonas calceolata is the source of this 3036-nucleotide messenger RNA. NCBI's taxonomy places the organism in Eukaryota, Pelagophyceae, Pelagomonadales, Pelagomonadaceae. The record is from the annotation of a GenBank genome assembly.